Molecule: messenger RNA, 1287 nt
Organism: Colletotrichum lupini
Lineage: Eukaryota; Fungi; Ascomycota; Sordariomycetes; Glomerellales; Glomerellaceae
Product: FMN-dependent dehydrogenase
Exons: 3
Coding region: 1-1287 (428 amino acids)
Molecular function (GO): oxidoreductase activity; FMN binding
Source: RefSeq, a predicted model, not a curated record
AUGCCACCCCCGCAAUCCCUCGAUCUCCCCAACCCUUCCCUUCUCACAAUGGCAGACUCAGGCGAUGGCGAUGAACGGACCCCUUACUCGGCCUACGCCGUCAGCAUCUAUCAAAACGGCAUUAUGGCAGGCCAAUUGCCAAUCGUAACGACGGAUCCCAACGGCCUACAGGCCCAGGCCAAGAAGGCCAUGGGCCCAGAGUCCUUCAACUACGUCUUCGGAGGCGCUGGCGAGCUAUCGACUAUGGACGCGAACCGUCUAGCCUUUCGCCAGUGGAAGAUUGUGCCUCGCUUCCUGAGACCUAGCAAUCCUCGGGAUUUGAGAACAGAGUUAUUUGGCGUGACUUAUGAGUCUCCCCUUUUGAUGGCCCCUAUCGGGGUUCAGAGCAUCUUCCAUGAGGACAAGGAGACGGGUCUGGCAGCCGCCUGCGCCGAGUUGCAAGUGCCGUACACGUUAAGCACGGCGGCGACCUCGACCAUUGAGGAGGUCGCCAAAGUUUGUGGCGACCAGCACCGCUGGUUCCAGUUAUACUGGCCCAUGGAUGAUGACAUUACGGGGUCGAUUCUCAGACGCGCCAGGGCCAACGGGUACAAGGUCCUCGUCGUGACUCUCGACACCGUGACUUUGGCUUGGCGGCCGGCCGAUCUCGACCAGGCAUAUCUGCCCUUCAUCACAGGUACGGGCAACUCGGUCGGCUUCAGCGAUCCCGUCUUCCGCAAGAAGUUUUCCGAGCAGAACGACGGCGACCAGGUAGAGGACAACAUCAUCAGCGCCUCGCGGUACUGGAUCAGCCAGGCCUUCCCCGGCGAUCACCAUUCUUGGAAGGAUCUGGCGCUCCUGAAGAAGAACUGGGACGGGCCCAUCGUUCUUAAGGGCGUGCUGAGCGUCGAGGACGCCAAGCUCGCCGUGGAGCACGGCAUGUCGGGCAUCAUCGUCAGUAACCACGGCGGCCGACAGCUCGACGGCGGGGUCGCCUCGCUCGAGGUGCUCCCGGAGAUUGUUGAAGCCGUGGGCGACAAGCUCACGGUUAUGUUCGAUUCCGGGAUCCGAACUGGGGCGGACAUUGUCAAGGCGAUCGCUCUGGGGGCUAAGGCCGUCUUCGUUGGCAGACCUGCCAUCUAUGGCCUGGGCAUUGCGGGUAAAGAGGGCGCGAAGGCUGUCAUUGCUGGGCUGCUUGCUGAUCUGGACUUGACAAUGGGACUCUCCGGCUUCAAGAGUCUCUCCGAGCUCAAACUUUCCAUCCUUCGGCAGGUUCGGUACGGUGGGGACAUGAAAGCCAACCUGUAG